Messenger RNA from Salvelinus sp. IW2-2015, 1861 nucleotides. Its product is annotated as cysteine protease ATG4A. Lineage: Eukaryota; Metazoa; Chordata; Actinopteri; Salmoniformes; Salmonidae. The record is from RefSeq and is a predicted model, not a curated record. Gene Ontology annotation, molecular function: protein-phosphatidylethanolamide deconjugating activity.
AUGAGUGUAUCCUGCAUUUUAAUGCCAAUGACAGCCGAAGGAUGGAGGCAGUAUUAGCCAAGUAUGAAAACCAGAUAAAUGUGUUUUCGGAAUUCCUUGAAGACUUGCCUGACACCGACGAACCUGUAUGGGUUUUAGGAGAGUGUUACAAUGUUAAAACAGAAAAGACAGAACUCCUAUCAGACGUUCACUCGCGGUUAUGGUUCACCUACAGGAAAAAGUUCUCUCCCAUAGGCGGAACAGGGCCCUCUUCAGAUACAGGCUGGGGAUGCAUGCUACGGUGUGGGCAGAUGAUUCUCGCACAGGCCCUGGUAUGCUCGCAGCUGGGACGAGCCUGGCGUUGGAGCACAGAGGGAGGACAGCCAGAGGAGUACCAUCGUAUCCUCCACUGUUUCCUGGAUAGGAAAGACAGCUGUUACUCCGUACACCAAAUGGCUCAGAUGGGAGUCGGUGAAGGGAAGUCUGUGGGAGAGUGGUAUGGCCCAAACACAGUUGCGCAAGUACUCAAGAAACUUGCACUAUUUGAUGACUGGAAUUCUCUUGCUGUGUAUGUGUCAAUGGACAACACGGUGGUGAUCGAGGACAUCAAGAAGCAGUGUCGCCAGGCAAGCAGAGGGAGCAGAUUGMGGCCCAGACCCUGUGGCUGGGGGGAACCCUUCACCUCUGGAGAAACACCAGAGCAAGCCUGUUUGCACACGCACGGGAACAGAGCCACAGUGUGUCCACAUUCUCAAUCCCAGUCUCGUUCUGACUGGAGGCCCCUGCUGCUGGUCAUACCUCUCCGUUUGGGAAUCAACCACAUCAACCCUGUCUACAUCCAGGCCCUCAAGGAGUGUUUUAAAAUACCACAAUCCUGUGGUGUGCUGGGAGGAAAGCCCAAUCUGGCCUAUUACUUCAUCGGAUGUGUAGGAGAGGAGCUGAUAUAUCUGGACCCCCACACCACCCAGUCAGCCGUGGAGUCAGAGGCUGGCAGCGGAGUGGACGACCAGAGCUACCACUGUCUGAGGAGCCCACGCCGCAUGAAGAUCACCCACCUGGACCCCUCUGUGGCCCUGGGAUUUUUUUGUAAGAGUGAGGAUGACUUUGACAGUUGGUGUAGCCUGGUCCAGCAGGAGAUCCAGAUGAAGAGGAACCUGAGGAUGUUUGAGCUGGUGGAGAAUCACCCSCCCCACUGGCCCCCCUUCGUUCCUCCCACCAAACCAGAGGUUCAGACCACAGGGGCAGAGUUCAUCGAAUCGUCCGACAAGCUGUUUGAGUCAGAAGAGGAGUUUGAGAUCCUUAACGUGUGACCAGCUUCCCCUCCCCUCCGCCCAGUCCAGUGGAUGAUGGCGAUUGGGUUGAUUCCUUUGGCCACCAUCUUCCAUACUGUGCUGUAGAAGUGCCUCAGAACAACACCAAACAUUAACUGCUUACCACUUUGCAAAAAAAAAAUAAAAAAAAAAAUCACCCAACAAGAGACAAUACUAGAUAAGAAAAGAUUCUGGACAACAACUCAAAACAAAGUGACCAAAUGAAGGCAGAAACAUGAUGUACACAGUAAAUACAAGCUUGCACUGUCUCACUUUGAUGUUGUAACUAGGAAACAAAGCCAGGGUCCUACAGUAGGUGAAGACCGGGGUGAGGAUGAUAUCUCCUCGUUACACACUACCUCCUGACGCCAGGAGACAGCAAAUAUGCAGACACAUUUUUUYCCCAGGGUUAAAAUACAAACAUUCAACAAAUAACUUAAGAAAAGUGCCUCUCUUAAAUAUAUGUGUGGUAUUCAAUGGUUAGAAUAAGGGGUUUCCCAAGGUAUUGGUGUGGAACAUCCCCACUCAUGUAAAUAUGCCUGACAAUAAAGAUAUUUAAAUAUAUAUUGUAA